UGGGAAGGGAAGAGACACUGGACAGAGACAGACUGGGGGCGCCCGCACCAGCACCCGCGACGCACCGCACCGCACCGCCAAAAUGCAGCAGCGCAACACGGCAGGACAUCUGCAUCGCAUCAGCCCCCUGGUCCCGGCUGAAGCUCUGGCCAUGGCCGCCUGUGAUUGGCUCAUCUCGAGGACGUCCUCUUCGACCUCCUGUUUACCUCUCAACUUCCCUCGAUUCCCGUAACCCCCUCCCAUCUCUUGCAAUUUCGCAUUCUUUUCCCAUCGCAUCUGGGUCGCAUCACCAGCGCAUCGCCGCUUUUCAAGUCGCACACUUUCUGCGAUCUUCCCAUUGUAUACCUCUAUACGGAUACCUGUACCCACCAUACACAGCAUAUAACCCAGCUGAGUCUAUAUACCACCAUGCCUGUCGAGCUUCGCAAGCGCAAGGCCCCCGAGCCUGCUCCGGCUCCGGCGCCCAAGAAGGCCUCGUCCAAGGUCGCCAAGGCGGCCGAGAAGGUCAAGGGCGCUGUCAAGGGCAAGGCCGAGAAGCCCGCCGAGAAGCCUGUUGAAAAGGUUGCCGAGAAGCCCGUCGAGAAGCCCGCCGCUGCCAAUGGCUCUGGCAAGAAGGUCAAGGCGGUUAAGGGUGAGACAAUCGACCUCGACGGCUUCGGCGGCGACAUUGAGACCAACGAUGGCGAGAAGACGACCCUCAAGGAGCUCGUCGACAAGAGCAAGGCCGGCGUCGUCCUCUUUACCUACCCGAAAGCCUCGACUCCCGGAUGCACCAAGCAAGCCUGCCUCUUUAGAGACUCGUACGAGCCCCUCACCAAGACGGGUUUCGCCAUCUACGGCCUGUCCAUGGACUCGCCCAAGGCCAACACCACCUUCAAGGAGAAGCAGAAGCUGCCUUACCCGCUGCUCUGCGACCCCAAGGCGACCCUGAUUGCUGCCAUUGGCUUGAAGAAGCCGCCCAAGAGCACCCAGCGCGGCGUCUUCGUCGUCGACAAGGCCGGCAAGGUCCUCAUCGCCGAGCCCGGUAGCCCCGCGGGUACCGUCGACGUCGUCACGGCGCUGAUUGAGGGCGGCGAUGUCGACGGCGCUGAGGAGGCCGCGACCGAAGCCCCGGCCGCCGAUGCCAAGAAGGAAGAGGAGGCGGCCAAUGGAGAGGUCAAGGCCGACGAGGAGAAGAAGGAGGAUGCUGCCGAUGAGGCCGAGAAGAAGGAUGAGAAGAAGGACGAGUAAUCAUGUCAUGUUGCUGCAGUGUAAGUAUAAUUUCGUGACGGAAAAUGCGUUUGCAAUUGGAGGGCCUGAACAGGGCAGGGCACGACAGGGUUUUCUUGUAUCCGUAUUGUAGCUGGGAAUUGAUUGUCUGGCGUUGGGCGUGUGCAUUGCCUUUUUCUAUGCCUCGUCGGCACAUCCAAGAUGCACAGCUCUGCGGUGCGUUGCGAAAUUGCGUGCCAUCUUGACCC
Messenger RNA from Colletotrichum scovillei, 1457 nucleotides. Its product is annotated as AhpC/TSA family protein. Gene Ontology annotation, biological process: cellular response to oxidative stress; cell redox homeostasis. Gene Ontology annotation, molecular function: thioredoxin peroxidase activity. The record is from RefSeq and is a predicted model, not a curated record. NCBI's taxonomy places the organism in Eukaryota, Fungi, Ascomycota, Sordariomycetes, Glomerellales, Glomerellaceae. Gene Ontology annotation, cellular component: cytoplasm. Bases 409 to 1230 code for a protein of 273 amino acids. The transcript has 2 exons.